Cryptosporidium ubiquitum is the source of this 759-nucleotide messenger RNA. RefSeq lists its product as uncharacterized. The coding region runs from base 1 to 759 and encodes 252 amino acids. The transcript has 2 exons. The record is from RefSeq and is a predicted model, not a curated record. Gene Ontology annotation, biological process: microtubule polymerization; intracellular signal transduction. NCBI's taxonomy places the organism in Eukaryota, Apicomplexa, Conoidasida, Eucoccidiorida, Cryptosporidiidae. Gene Ontology annotation, molecular function: tubulin binding.
AUGCAAACAAGAAAUUUAAAUAGCACAAAGCUUGAGCAAAUAACAUACCUUCCUGAAGAAGAAGAUAUCUUAAUUUGGCAUUCAAAGAGCUUGGAAAGUAAAGAAAAAAGAAAUCUCGAAUUAAAGCAUUCUUCAAAAAGUAAGAAGAAUUUUAACAAUGAUUUUAAAGAACCACCAAAAAUUAUUCCUAGCUCAGAUACUGAGAAGCAAACAAGGCUAAUUAAUAAGUUCCAUACAAUGCCAGAGGAAUCAAAGAGCAACGUCUUUGAUCGUCUUUUAGAUCCUAAACUUUACACUGGUAUGCACAGAUACAGGUUUGACAAAGAUGGAAACGGAUUAGGAAAAGCAGGGAGAGAAUACAUAUACAGAGAGGACGGAUAUACUGAGAGCACAAAGAGAAAACAUGAAGUUCUUGGCUCUCCAAUUAAAAAACAUUCAUAUACAAGUAUUUGUAGUAAUGAUUUCUUACAAAAAGCCAAAGUUAUUUGGCUUUAUAAAAAUGGAGAUAAAUAUGAUAAAGGAACCAUUUACUAUGUAAAACCAUAUAUCAGAAAUAUGAACCAGCUUUUUAAUGAAAUUAACAGAAACGUCAGACUUUUAGGCGGGCCGGUCAGAGUAUUAUAUGAUCAAGGGCUAAAGCAAAUUAAUGGUGUGUCAGAAAUUGUGGAUGGAGCAAAAUAUUUGUGUACUUCCGGAGAGCAACCAACAUCAAUUGAUAAGUUGGAAAAGUUUUUGAGUUAUUGGAUUAUCAAUAAAUGA